This is a messenger RNA of Thalassophryne amazonica, 1337 nucleotides long. It is a transcript of the gene sumo3b, whose product is annotated as small ubiquitin like modifier 3b. Gene Ontology annotation, molecular function: protein tag activity; ubiquitin-like protein ligase binding. Gene Ontology annotation, cellular component: nucleus. Bases 128 to 415 code for a protein of 95 amino acids. Lineage: Eukaryota; Metazoa; Chordata; Actinopteri; Batrachoidiformes; Batrachoididae. The transcript is spliced from 4 exons. The record is from RefSeq and is a predicted model, not a curated record. Gene Ontology annotation, biological process: protein sumoylation.
CGUGACUGUUUUCGGCCAAUUAGAUGUUAAGUAUCAGCGCGCGCUCCUGUUCUAAACGACAGAAAACCCGCUAGCACACUGCCAGCAGCCUGCGUUCACCUUCCUGACAAAGCGGCGCAAAAUAACAAUGUCCGACGAAAAGCCAAAGGAAGGCGUGAAGACUGAGAAUGAGCACAUUAACCUCAAGGUGGCUGGUCAGGAUGGCUCCGUUGUACAGUUCAAAAUCAAAAGGCACACUCCGCUCAGCAAACUAAUGAAAGCAUACUGUGAAAGACAGGGAUUGGCAAUUCGUCAGAUAAGGUUUAGGUUUGAUGGCCAACCAAUUAAUGAAACGGACACACCUGCACAGUUGGAGAUGGAGGACGAAGACACAAUUGACGUUUUUCAACAACAGACGGGAGGGGAGUGUUCUUAAAUGGAGUGGACAUCUCACAGACUCUACACAUGGAAGAGCAUCCACUCUUUCUUUGCCCCAUGUUGAAUUUUUUUUUUCUUCUUCCCCCUUUGAUCCUGUCCUUUUUUAGUCUGCUUGACUAAUAGUGUUCACAACAAAUAAGAAGGUAGGCUUGUUUGAUUGGGGCUGAACUCUCUUUGAGACACAAAAUCUGUCUCCCUUGUUUGUCCAUCUCAAAUCGGUUACAGUUGACAGGUUAGAAAAUGAUCUGUUUGGGUGGAGGGUUAACCAUUUCAUGCCCAAAUGUUUUUGUAGAUCCAAAUCUGGAAAUUUGUGAGAGCCCAAUCAUUUUUAAGUUGUUGUACUUGACAGCAUUCACUUCUGUGUGACAUGGAUGUUUUUAUGUAUCCUUUUUUUUUUUUCUUUUUUUUUUUUUUUUAAGGAACACCUUUCAAAAUUUAUCUGUAUUCAUGCUCAUUCUUAUCUUUGCCAAUUUGCUCCAGAUGCAGAGAAAGAUGAAUAUGGAUGCUUUGCCUCAAUGCUGUCAUCCUCACUGCAGAUUAACAGAACUGAAAAUAAAAUGUUUGUGGACCAAAAUUGCUAAAUAAAGUUCUUUAUAAAAUGAUUUGGUUAAUGAGAUUUGGAUGCAAUUCCACUGGAACUGUUUGCUACUCAGCCAUAUUGUUGAUCUAAUUUUAUUUUUCCCAAACUAGUUCAAGACCCAAGAAUUUUUAAAAGUCUGCAGUAACCAGUUUAUUGAAUGUGGUUGUCUUAAAUGGAAACAUUAAUAGAUUUUGGUUGUUGCGUUAUUACUGGUAAAUAUCUGCCUUUAAUUUCAAACCAAAAGCUUUGUUUGGAUAAGAUGAUGUUUCACAAACCUUUGAUUUGUGAACUUGUACUGGUCAUGUAUUCAAUAAAAGAUUUCAUACACAUCUACUGGAAA